Symbiodinium necroappetens is the source of this 482-nucleotide messenger RNA. NCBI's taxonomy places the organism in Eukaryota, Dinophyceae, Suessiales, Symbiodiniaceae. The record is from the annotation of a GenBank genome assembly.
AUGUUCGACUGUAUAGUCGAGAAGCUGGAGCCAGAGCAAACGCUGCUUCUGCUUAGCCGAUACUUCAACGACAUGUCGGAGGUGAUUGAUAAGUUCGGCGGCAUUGUCAUCGAGUUCAUCGGUGAUGCCAUCUAUGCAGUCUUCGGUGCACCAGUGCGAAACCGGGAGCAUGCCGAGGCAGGUGUAAAUGCCAUGCUGAAGAUGCUCAAGACCGUACAGCGCAUCAACCAGUGGGCGAAGCACCGACUUCUUCCAGAGGUCAGCAUCCGCUGUGGCGUACAUUCUGGCACUGUGCAAGUCGGAAAUAUGGGCUUUCACUCGCGGCUCAAGUACGGAGUCAUGGGUGCCGGUGCAGAGAUUCCCUCGAAGUUGGAGGAGAUGAACAAGACCUACGGCACCCAUAAUCUCAUCUCUGAGGCGACCUUCCACAAGCUUCCUCCGGAUGGGUAUGUGAUGAGACCUAUAGACUUUGUGGACAUGUC